This is a messenger RNA of Parnassius mnemosyne (clouded apollo), 1314 nucleotides long. The record is from the annotation of a GenBank genome assembly. NCBI's taxonomy places the organism in Eukaryota, Metazoa, Arthropoda, Insecta, Lepidoptera, Papilionidae.
AUGUCUUUCCUUCAUAAUCAUUCUUGUGAGUGCGUUAAGUCAGAAUUGGAUUUGUUUGCACUACCGUCUACACAAACUAGCAUUGAAAAUGGAUUGUGGAUUCAUUAUAAACCAAUUUCAUCUCUUGGUGAUGAUGGACCUAUCGAGUUUCAAGUUCCUGGGACCGGCGAUGACUACAUAGAUUUGUCUCAUACAUUACUCCACAUAAAGGCAAAAGUAUUAAAUCAAGAUUCAACUAACUUGGUAUCUACUACAAUAGUAGCACCUGUAAAUAAUUGGCUGCAUUCACUUUUUAGUCAACUUGAUGUUUAUUUAAACCAAAAACUUGUAUCACCACCUAAUAAUACCUAUGCAUAUCGAGCAUACAUGGAAACCCUUUUAAACUAUGCCCCUGCUGCUAAACAAUCUCAUCUUACUUGUAGUCUUUGGUAUGAGGAUACAGCAGGAAAAAUGGAUUCUACAGAUGGUAAAAACAUAGGAUUUGUUAAAAGACAGGAAUUGAUUAGUGAAAGUAAGGAAAUAGAAAUGAUUGGUCAUCUUCACGGUGACAUUUUUAACCAAGAUAAAUUUUUAAUUAAUGGUGUUGAAAUGAGUGUUAAAUUGGUUCGAUCAAGAGAGAGUUUUAAUUUAAUUGUUGGGUCAAACGAUGUAAAGUUUAAAGUUUGCAUUAAGGACGCAACUCUUAUUGUUCGACGAGCACGAAUUAAUCCAAGUGUAUUACUCGCACAUCAAAAAGUUUUAGCUUCUACCACUGCUAAAUAUCCUAUUACUCGAGCUGAAGUAAAAGUUUUAACAAUUCCUUCGGGUGUUCAAGGAAAAACUCUUGAUAAUAUAUUUUUAGGACAGGUACCGAAAAGAUGUAUAAUUGGAUUUGUGAACAAUUCUGCAUUUAAUGGUUCCCUUACUAAAAAUCCAUUUAACUUUGAAAACUAUGGUAUUAAUUCUUUCAGCUUAUAUAUUGAUGGUCAACAAAUACCUUCAAAAGCUUUGCAACCAUCUUUUAAUAAUAGCAUAUUUACAUCAGCAUAUCAUACUCUAUUCUCGGGAACUGGUAUUCACUUUCUUAAUGAAGGAAAUGGAAUCUCUUGUGAACAGUAUGGCAAAGGUUACUGUCUAUUAGCAUUUGACUUAACUCCUGAUUUAUCAGCUAACUCAUCAACUCAUUGGAAUCUCAUAAAGCAUGGUAGUGUAAGAGUAGAAGUACGAUUUGAAUCCUCAUUAAUACAAACAAUUAACUGUAUAGUUUAUGCUGAGUUUGAUAAUAUUAUUGAGGUAGAUAAAAACAGAAAUGUUACUGUAGACUAUAGUAGUUAA